GACUACGCGUCGCUCCAGCGGUCCACAGCGCUCCAGCCAGCAACUCCAGCCUGAUGCGCCGCUCAAUAGCAAGGUUCGGUACAAGACUUCAUCGAUCGGCAACGUGAGGUCCGAGACCCGAGCCGGCCCUCCUCAGCGCUCAUCUGCAGCACGGCCGACUGCUAUUGUAUACUUUCGAAAAAUCAGGAACACGUAGGCUCAAGCUGCUUGUGUACAAUCUGUUCAGCGUCGAAUCUUGUACCAACAGCCUCGGUGCCACGCCGAGAGAAGUGAAGAUCGAAGUCAGGCGACAAAGAAGCAGCGCGUUUCGACGCAACUCAAGAGCGAGCCCCCAUCGAUCUGUAGGGCUACGUCGGGAUGGCGAACGACAUCAUCGUUAUAUCCUCGUCAGAUGACGAAGACGUCAGAUCAAAAGUGUCAGCACCAUCUAGCAGCCGCGGAUCGCAGUCAAACGCUGUCCCAAGCGGCUCCAAAUCUACUAAACAAGCCUAUCGAGAAGUUAUCAAUUCUGCGACGACGCGAGCUAAGCCAUCACCUGAUCACGAUGCCGCUCGUAAAGCUCGGCUGCUACGUUUCGAUGCUGGUGCACGCGAUACGAAGCCGAGCAUAAGUAACAAUAGCAGCCUCAGUCCCUUGUCCGCUCCGAAUCGGCACACUGGAGGCCAGCCGGAUGCUAGAAUUGACAUACCCCUGUUUGAGCCCAAGGUCAAGUCAAAGGUCAAGAACGAAGACAAGCCCAGCGUCUCAAAGCGCUCGAACGUGGUUUCAGACAACGAGGAUGAGCCAGAACAGACUGUGCUGGCUGAGGUUGAAGCGACGGUCACUUGCCAUGGCUUCAUCGGCCGAGAUCUGCUCGAGCAGGAGCAGGAUCUCAUCAUCAAGAGAGACAUUAAUAAUCGCGCCGAUAAUAAUUCUGUCCUUGUCCUGCUUGAACCUGAUGUACCUCUUGGCUAUCUCAAUCGCGACCUUGCCCAUCGCAUCAAUCUUGUCAAUACUAGCGGUCACUUCGAGCUCAGGGCUAAAGAAAGUGGCCAUGCUAGUAAUCUCAACGCAAACCAGUGCUCCAUCCUAAUAAGUUUUGUCGGCGCACAAGCCGAUGUCUUGUCGCCCUACCUUGCCUGGAUCCGGACUUAUCCCGGCGGCCAGAUAUUUGACCACCAUGUGCGCCCACCGCCGAUGACGAUGCAUGAUCUGCAUAGGGUUCUCAACCGCCAAGCUGCAACGCUGACGGAUGAGAAUGGAGAAGUCAUCGUGCCCGCCAACCCAGAGGAUCUUACCGACAUCUUCAAUGCACCUGGCGAGGAAGAUGCGAACGUGGAAGGCAUCGCUCGAGUCGCACUCUUCGACAAAUUUUUCGCGGCCAAUCGUGAUCUGGGCGAUAUGCCGGAACUCGUCCGUUCGCCCCCUAAGCUCAAGCCCGGUGUCGAGUUGCUCAAGUACCAAUCGCAAGGCGUGCGCUGGAUGACCCAGAUGGAGCAUCCGAAAGUACCCCAAGUGGGCGGAGCGCCAGUUCAGCUAUGGCGCGCGACCGUUGACGACAAAGACCAAGUAUUCUAUAAUUCGAUGGUCGAAAAGACUUGGUGUCAACGCGAACCUCCCACUCUCGGACGAGGCGGCAUUCUCGCAGAUGCGCCUGGCUUGGGCAAGACCAUCCAGAUCCUUAGUCUGAUCACCAACGAGCUUGAUGGUUCAGAUGCGCUGGGCGAACCUCAAGAGAAGGAGCUAGACGACCGCUAUACAGGCGGUACACUCAUCGUCUGUCCGCUGAGCGUCAUCAGCAAUUGGACAAAACAGAUCAGGACUCACGUGAAGAAAGGCACCUUGAAAGUUGGCGUCCACCAUCGCUCGAACGAACGGUACGACCGCAAAGCACUCAAGCGGUUCGACGUGGUCAUUACGACUUAUGAUACUUUAGCAUCCGAGAACGGCCGCAAAAGCGAAAAGACCAAGAAGAAGCACAAGAUCAAGACGGGCGAGGACCUGCAGGAUCAGAAGAAUGGGCCCCUUUUGCGAACACCUUGGCGUCGCGUCGUUCUUGAUGAGGGACAUAUCAUUCGCAAUCAUACGACUCGAAAGCACGAAGCAGCGGUCAUGCUGGUUGCCGAACGUCGCUGGGUGCUGACUGGCACACCCAUCGUCAAUCGAACGGCCGAUACGGGCUCGCUCGUCUCAUUCAUCCGCUCAUGCAAGGCUUUGGACCAGACCCACCUUUGGAACAGACAUAUCGAGCGGCCCGUCAAGAAGGGCCAGCAGUCCGGACGUCGCCUCUUGCAAGCCGUCGUUGAUUCGACGACGCUGCGACGCUCAAAGGAGAUGCGCGACGAGAAUGGCGAGCCCUUUGUACAGCUGCCGAAAAUCCAAUACAUCGAUCACACAGUGACAGUCUCGGACGAGCAUCGCGUGCAAUAUGACAAGCUCGAGGCUUGCUUUCGCGCUGCUUACAAGGUCAUUGUUCAGCGGGAUGACGGCACGCAUCAUCAAAUGCAGAUGCUCAGCUGGCUACUACGACUGCGUCAGGCUACAUGCGAUCCGGCCCUCGUACCUCGCAGCAUGAUAGACGAAGCCAAUGCCGUCGCGCUCGCCGUAGAGCGUGGCGAGCUAGACGAAGGAGACGGCAGUGGGAUAGCAAUUACUGGCGCUCGGCGAAAGGAACUCGUGAAGACCUUGCGCCAGCAACUCGCCGACUAUCCGGAUCUCGACUGCCCAAUCUGCUCAGAUGCUCUGCGCAACGAUAGCCGCGAGCCAACCAUCACUGCCUGUGCUCACAUCUACUGUGCAGCUUGCAUAGAGGAGUGGCUCGAUGCAGCAGCGACGACGGGUCGAGCUCGUGAUUGUCCAACUUGUCGGUGCAAGCUCAGCAAGAACUCCCUGCUCAAAUUGCCUCCCGAUGACGAAGGCGAGGACCCACAGAUCGGCGAAGGCGACAACACUGCCCAGCAAGGCGACGGUAUGAGUGGCAGUAUGCCCUGCAAAGCCAUCGAGCUCGCCAAGAUCCUGACCACCACAGCACACGAUCCGACGAUCAAGUCGCUCGUCUUUUCGCAAUGGACGUCACACCUCGACAUCAUCGAGAAACAGCUCGACAGGAUCAAGAUUGCAUACUGUCGAAUCGAUGGCACUAUGGAUCAGCAGACCCGCGAGCAAACGAUCGAUCUCUUCCAGAGUGAUGACGAAGUCACUGUCAUGCUGCUCUCGCUACAAGUGGGCUCUCUCGGGCUGAAUCUGACAGCUGCUUCGCAGUGCUUUCUCAUGGACCCUUGGUGGGCGUCUGCUAUUGAAACGCAAGCGGUCGACCGCGUGUGGCGCAUCGGACAGACUCGCGAUGUCAAGAUCUUCCACAUGAGGAUGGAAAAUUCGAUCGAGCAGCGUGUUAUCGAAAUCCAGCAACGCAAGGAAGCCAUUGUCAACCAAGCUUUUGCAGGCACUGCCAAUGCCAUCACGAUACAACAGCGACAAACGACGCGUCUACGCGAGAUUGGAGAGCUCUUUGGUAUCACUCGCGAGCAACUCGACGCUAUGCCAAUCGGUGGCCGUCGCCGUAUGCCUGCAGCUAACGAUGACGAUGACGGCGCUGUAGGUCGCGUCGCAGGGCAAGGUCGCACACUCAGCGGCAAUGGUGCCGCCGAACGGGCAACGCGUCGAUCUGACGCAAACGAGAUUCUUCCCGUCCGUAGGGACGACACAAGUGACAAUGAUUGGCUUGUCGAUGACGAUGAUCCAAUCGAAUAUGCCUCUUCAGAGGAAGAGCGACAGGCAGAGAAGGCUCGCAAGCGCAAGCGCAAAGAGAUGCUACGCAAUAAAGACCACAGCGAGACAGAGGAGGAGGAAGAGUCUACGCUUGUUGCUUCGGAUUCGACCAAGUUUGCCAGCAAGAGAAAAGCAAAGGCCAUCGAGUCCGAAGCACAAGAGGCAGAGAACUUGGCCGACCGCAAGGGCAAAGGCAAAGCUGUGGCAUGGCCCCGGCCUCCCCAACGUACCGACACAGACGAGAUCAUGAAACUCAAUGACGACUCUGAUGAGGAGCUGCCAAAUGUAGACGAUCUUCCGCGCCUACGCAGCCUGUCUUCGCAGGCAAGAGCCACUGGCUCUUCUCAAGCCAAAAGCAAUGGUACGACGAAUGGCGCGGCCAACUCAAUCCACUCAAAGAUCGACGAUGACGAGACUGAGACUGAAGACGAAGACUAGAGCACGGCUGAUCUGUUGUCAUGUUGUUUGUUAUGUAAAUGCCCCUGUUCUUGUUCGCGCGCGCGUAGAACGAUGGCGACAUCGCGGAACUCGUCGAACAAUCCCAUCAUGAACUACCUCAAAUUUGAGCAGCUGGCGC
Mixia osmundae IAM 14324 is the source of this 4324-nucleotide messenger RNA. RefSeq lists its product as uncharacterized. The transcript has 4 exons. NCBI's taxonomy places the organism in Eukaryota, Fungi, Basidiomycota, Mixiomycetes, Mixiales, Mixiaceae. The record is from RefSeq and is a predicted model, not a curated record. Bases 358 to 4185 code for a protein of 1275 amino acids. Gene Ontology annotation, molecular function: ATP-dependent chromatin remodeler activity; ATP binding.